Molecule: messenger RNA, 1942 nt
Organism: Syngnathus acus (greater pipefish)
Lineage: Eukaryota; Metazoa; Chordata; Actinopteri; Syngnathiformes; Syngnathidae
Product: zona pellucida-like domain-containing protein 1
Exons: 10
Coding region: 316-1599 (427 amino acids)
Cellular component (GO): cell surface
Source: RefSeq, a predicted model, not a curated record
CCUUCUCCCUGGUGGCGUGGCUUUGAAGGCAUCAGGAAACGGUUAAACGGGUGUCGAAAAGGGAGCGGUGGGGGUGAAAUGAGGCGCGACCCGACUUAAAAAGGCCUUGAAAAAGGGCCGGAUUGGCGACCGUCAUGAGCGAGUGAGGCCAAAAGGGGGAGGGCAGAAGGGGGAUCGGGAUAGAGGGUGGCGCUACUUUGCUUCGAGGUCACAGAGGGCAGUCGCCUCCGGACUCGCUGGCACUCGGGAGAUAAACGCCAUUUUGGAGCGUCCGUCCCGGGGAACGUGCGGCAGCGCCAUGUUGACCCUCUGAAGAUGACGGCGGCCAAAGCUCUCGCCGGUGCCCAAAUGUGCUUCCUCGUCCUACUCCUGAUGAGCGGCGUCGCCUCGGUGUCGGCUCAGUUUAACGGAUACAACUGUGAUGCGAACCAGCACAGCAGGUUUCCUGGCGAGCGGGACGUCAGCGUGUAUUGCGGCGUGCAGACCAUCACGGUGAAGAUCAACUUCUGCCCGGUGCUGUUCUCCGGAUACACUGACACGGACCUGGCGCUCAACGGUCACCAUGGCGACGCCCAAUGCCGCGGCUUCAUCAACAACAACACCUUCCCCACCGUUGUGCUGUUCAGCAUCGGCCUCAGCACUCUGGAAGCUUGCGGCAAUAGCCUGGAGGUCAGCACAGCCUUGGGACCCAACGCCUAUGGGAACAUGUCGCUGGUACAAAUCGGGAACGUCUCCGGCUUCGUUGACACCCCCGACCCUCCGACUAUCAUCAGCUACCUCCCUGGUUUGUUGUACAAAUUCAGCUGCAGCUACCCGUUGGAGUACCUGGUCAAUAACUCACAACUGGCUUCUUCGUCAGCCGCCAUAUCCGUCAAGGACAGCAACGGCACGUUUGUGAGCACACUGAGUCUCAUGCUGUACAAUGACUCCACAUACAACCAAAUGCUCUCCAUCCCGAUGGCCGGCCUGGCUUUGAAGACCAGAGUGUUUGCUGCAGUCAAGGCCACCAAUCUGGACAAACGUUGGAACAUCUUGAUGGACUACUGUUACACAACCCCCUCAGGGAAUCCUAAUGAUGAACUUCGCUACGACCUUUUCCUGGGCUGCUACAAAGACCCUCAGACCACCGUUUUUGAGAACGGCAAGAGUCAGAUGGGACGUUUCUCCUUUGAGGUUUUCCGCUUUGUCAAGCACCGGCACCAGAAGAUGUCCACCGUUUUCCUGCAUUGCGUCACCAAGCUGUGCAAAAGCGACGAUUGCAUCAUGCUCAUGCCGAUCUGCGGGCGGCGGCGGCGAAGGCGGGACGAAGGGACCGGCCUCGGAUCGCCUCCGGCCGCCAGUGGCAAUGCCGUCAUUAGCGCUGGGCCAAUCAUCACCAGGAGUGAUGAUACCGCUGUCAACAACACUCAGCUUGCGCCAGGCGGCCCCUCCCAUCUGGUGAAUCCGGUGACCACGGCGCUCAUCUCGGGCGUGGUCAUACUGGGCGGGACGAGCGUCGGCUUCGUACUGCUGUCGCUUCGCCUCCUGCAGAAGUCACACGUGCUAGCAUCCUCCUCCUCCUCGGCAGCCUCAGGAGUUUGGAACCCCGCCUUUAAAUGAACACAAUUAAAUUAUAAACACACAAUAGUUCAUUAAUUUGCACACACGUCACUAAAUGUGUGUUUCAGGUGUUGUUAGAUUUUAAGUACACGACAAAAAAAAAACCUUCAAGUUAGAUAGUUUGAAUUCUUAUAAGGCAGAAAUCUUAAGAUGGGUGCAUUGUUACUAUGAUACUGACCAAAAGUAUAGAAGCAUGAUUUAAAAAUAGUUUUUUUUUUUGGUUAAAAUCAAUAAUAAAUAUAAUUUUUUUUUUUUAAAGAUGCAUUUUUGAAAUACAUUUUAAAAACAUUUUAAAGAACUUUUAUGCUUUAGGUGUUGAAUACUUUAAUAAAAAUGACAUUUU